AUGAGAAAAAGUGAUCGACUGCCGGAAGCAGCGGCUUCCGUCUCCGCGCAGAUGGAGGAGGGGCCAACAAAGCGCGCACGCAUGGAAUGUGUGAAGAGCAACGCCGACGACAGCGAUGAGGACAUCACACUCGAGCAGUUGGGAAGCUUGUUUCUCUGCGGAAGGUCACACGCACGCCACGAGUCGUUGCUGUCAUUGACGCCGACCGUCGCGGUGGGGGCCGCACCACUCACGUUGUCCUCGUCGUUAAGAACGACGACGACGACCACAGCAGCAGCAGUAACAGCGGCCGAGGAGGGAGAGGAGCGAGGGAGCCAUUCCGAGCCUGGAGCGGCACUGCCGUCGUCAACGGUGACGCCGCCACGCGCGGGCACGACGAGUCCCGCACGCCUGACGAGCAGCAACGGUCGCAUCUCGUCAGUGCUCCCCUCCAGCGUGAGGCGCAGCGGCGUCCCGCACGCUCAGUUUCAAUCGUCGUCUCGCCGCGAAGGCAUCUCGUGCGACCGCGACGUCAGCAGCGAGAACAACUUGGACAUCGAUAACAUGGGUCAGGGUGGCAUUGCACUUAGUCCAGUGGAGCGGCCGUCCACCGCGCUGAUUCGCAAAGCAGCAGCCACGCGCCCCGCCGCUUCUCCCGCGACGCUGUGGAUCUGCCUGGACGAUGACAACGACGAGGAUAUCAAAGUCCUCUCCUGUCCACCGACGCCGCCACGGCCAUGUGGCGUGGCGGAGGGUCACGCGGUGCCUGCGCUCGCCACUUGCGAGUCGCCGCUGUUUCGGAGCACCGUGCCGCCGGCGCCGCGGCAGGAGCCCAUUGCGGAGGUGCUCCCGCCGACGUUUCGCCCGCGAAAAGGGCCGCUGCAGGCGAACAAGCCGCCACCGCGGACAAUAACUCCGCUGCCGAGUGGUUUCUUCAUCCACGACGACGACUUCACCGAUGAUGAUGAGGACGCAGACGGUAGUCGUGUGGAUGCUAGAAGCAACGCGCCACCGUGCCCCCAACAGCAGCCGUUGUUCCCGCCGAUGAGACAUCUUGAUGUUAGUACCACAACACGGACGAGCUUUACCACCCUUCCUUACAUUGCAAGUCAGUCCUUUAUCAAGGAUGAUGACAACAGUAGUAGUGGCAGCGGAAGCUUGAUUGAAGCGAAAGACUUGGACAGCAACAACAACGAUGACACAGCAAGGCAAACGGUGGAGGGUGAUCAAGGGUCCUUUUCGUUGGCUCCCUCUUCCCUACUAGAUGAAAAUGCCUCCUUUGCCUCAGUCCCCACUGGUGUUGGAAGUUCAACGCGCAGCGUUCGUGACUUUCUCUUUUCCUCGCGUCGUCAUGCGUCGGGCGAGUGGGGCGACUCGUCCUUUAGUUCCUUUGCCAAAGCCACGACGGUCGGUGCCGCAGAACCGGCGGCGGUGGCGGCGGCAGCAGCGGUGGCAGGAGCUGCAGGAGCAGCAACCAGCGUGGGGGGAAGUGGUAAUGGCUCGGAUGCGGAUUAUAAGCGAGCAGUUGAGAGAUUAGAGCCGCUCUUCAAGAAGCGAUUCACCCGCAAGUGUUUUCUUAGUACGGUGGAGAGUGUUGUGUCGAAGCUGCAUUGUCUCGAGCCCGGUGAAUUCUGGCAGGCGUUUGAGAGCGCCGAGUACGUUGGAGAGGGCAGCUUUGGCCUCGUGUGGCGUUGCCGCACCGUUGACGGCGAUCUUGUUGCGGUCAAGUCGUGUCCCAUCAGUUUCCACUCGCGUGGGAGCAUCGACGACGCCUUUUCGGUGCUGCGCGAGAUUGCGAUUAUGCGCUUCUUGAGUGAGCACGAGGUGCCGUACGUCCUCCCGCUGCACAGCGCCUUUUUUGUGCAGGCGCGCGAGACCCUUCCGCCGGAUGUUGUCGCCGCGGUGGAGUGGAAGGCGCGGCUCGAGGAGGCCGAAAAGGAGCGCCAGCGACAGCGACGACUGCGGCGGCAGCAGCACACCCGGCGGGGGCGGCGGAACCCGCACGCAAAUGAGCAGGCGGUGUUGCUGGGGGAAGAAGACGAGGAUGAAGGGGAGGCGAACGCGACGGAGACGGCAAAGGAAAUAGCAGAACGUCUGCGACACGAGAGGGUACGGAUGCCACGAUUUCUGUCGAUAACGGUGGAGGACGCGAUGGAGUGCGAUGCGACCGCUUUCCUCGUGACGGAGUUGUGUGACGGGGAUCUGGAGAGCAUUGAGCGGCACGACUCUAUCACGAAGGGUGUUGCCUUUUGCGUUGGCUCGGCGCUCGCGGCGAUGCAUCAGCUCGGGCUCGUGCACCUUGACCUCAAGCCGAGCAACAUUCUGUUUGCAUAUGAGAAUAGUCCCUCUCAGCAGCAGCAGUUGCAGCGGCAUCUGGUGGCGAUGCAUUCUGCAAGUACACCUCCUUCAAUUUCUUCGUUGUCCCCGGCAGGAGGAGGAGGAGGAGGAGCGAUGCGUGUGGCCAACACAGUAUCGACCCCGAACUCUGUGAAGUUUUACCUCAGCGAUUUCGGUAANGUUGCAGCGGCAUCUGGUGGCGAUGCAUUCUGCAAGUACACCUCCUUCAAUUUCUUCGUUGUCCCCGGCAGGAGGAGGAGGAGGAGGAGGAGGAGGAGGAGCGAUGCGUGUGGCCAACACAGUAUCGACCCCGAACUCUGUGAAGUUUUACCUCAGCGAUUUCGGUAA
Messenger RNA from Trypanosoma grayi, 2664 nucleotides. RefSeq names its product protein kinase. Lineage: Eukaryota; Euglenozoa; Kinetoplastea; Trypanosomatida; Trypanosomatidae. The record is from RefSeq and is a predicted model, not a curated record. The transcript has a single exon. Gene Ontology annotation, biological process: protein phosphorylation. The coding region runs from base 1 to 2664 and encodes 887 amino acids. Gene Ontology annotation, molecular function: ATP binding; protein kinase activity.